Molecule: messenger RNA, 529 nt
Organism: Chelonia mydas (Green sea turtle)
Lineage: Eukaryota; Metazoa; Chordata; Testudines; Cheloniidae
Product: protein S100-A5
Exons: 2
Coding region: 210-506 (98 amino acids)
Cellular component (GO): cytoplasm; nucleus
Molecular function (GO): calcium ion binding
Source: RefSeq, a predicted model, not a curated record
UCCUACCCUGAAGAAUGAAGCUAUUGGCUGGAGAGCACUUUGAAAAAGGAAAGUGCUGUGUUGAAAGCUAAGUAUUAGAGCUGCAGGGCUGGUAUCUGACCGUCACAGCCUGUCUGCUCCUAGCCUUGCUCACGGGGGCUUGUCUGCACAGUUCUUCCUGUGGCGGGCCCCGUUUCACCGCGCCAGGCCCUGUUCUCUCUUUCAGACUGAUGUGGACGUGCACCAUGGAAACGCCUCUGGAAAAGGCCUUGGCAACCUUAGUCUGCACCUUCCACAAGUAUUCGGGGAAGGAAGGCAGCAAGCUGACCCUGAGCAAGGGGGAACUGAAGGAGCUGGUGAAGAACGAGCUGGGGCUGGGGGACAGAAUGAAGGAGGGAGGCAUUGAGCAGCUCAUGAAAAGCCUAGACCGGAACAGCGACCAGGAAAUCGACUUCAAGGAAUACUCGGUUUUCCUGUCCACCUUGUGCAUGGCCUACAAUGACUUCUUCCGGGGAGGGAGCAAGUAGCUGGGGGGGAAGAAGGGGGCUGA